Molecule: messenger RNA, 2512 nt
Organism: Chrysoperla carnea
Lineage: Eukaryota; Metazoa; Arthropoda; Insecta; Neuroptera; Chrysopidae
Gene: Spg7
Product: paraplegin
Exons: 9
Coding region: 147-2504 (785 amino acids)
Biological process (GO): protein-containing complex assembly; mitochondrial protein processing
Cellular component (GO): membrane; m-AAA complex
Molecular function (GO): ATP hydrolysis activity; ATP binding; zinc ion binding
Source: RefSeq, a predicted model, not a curated record
ACGAAAUAAUAACAUAUGAUGAAACCGUAAGCAAGUUAUGUAUAAUUUUGUAUAAUUUAAAAAAUUCUUAAUAUGUGUGAUUGUUCAGUAACAUAAGAAAUGAACCAUAUGAUUAUUAGUAGUUGAAUUUCAAAUAAAUUUCAAAAAUGUAUAAAGUAACUUUAUUGAAAUCUGCUCUGCAAAAUACUUGGAUAAAUAUUAAAUUACAUCCGAAUAAUCUUAUUAAACCAUCUUCUUGUUUGAAACUAAACAGCACAAAAUACUCCACGAAUCUCGAAAAUAAAAGUAUAAAUUGGGAAAAAGUUUUAAAUCAAAAGGCAAGAAAACAAUUACAUCGUGAGUUUCAAGGGGUUUGUGCUCUUCUUAGAAGAUCUGGUUUACAGCACCCAUUAAAUUUACGGCAUUUACACACAUCAUGUGCAUUUAGUAACAAAGAAUCGUCGGCACCUCCACCUCAGGGCCCACCAAAAAAACCGGAUAAAGAUGACGAUACAAAAAUCUCAUCAUUUUUAGCGAAAGUAUUUUUAUGGAUGUUAACAGCUUAUAUGGCCAUAGCAGUUAUUUCUUUAAUGUUCCCUGGUCCAAGUCAAUCUGAGUCAAUUCGGUAUGUAUCUUGGAAUGAAUUUGUUCACCAUAUGUUGGCUAAGGGUGAAGUCGAAGAAAUUAUUGUUCGACCGGAUAUUGACAUUGUUACAAUUAUUUUAUACGAUGGAGCUGUUAUCAAAGGUAAACGAGUCGAUCAAAAAACAUUUCAUAUGAAUGUAGUGGAUGUGGAAAAAUUUGAAGAACGUGUUCGAGAUGCUGAAAAGAAAUUAAAUAUUAAAGACACCAUUACCGUUUCAUAUGAAAGAGGAAGCGAGUCGAUAUCGAAACUACUUAUGUCACUCUUUUUAGCUGGCUUAUUGAUGUCAAUAUUAGCAAGAGGGCGCAACUUUAGAGCACCCAUUUCAAUGGAUACAUUUUCAAAUUUUACUCGGGCAAAAUUUACAUUGGUUGAUCCAGUUAGCGGACAAGGUAAAGGAGUGCGAUUUACUGAUGUAGCCGGAUUACAAGAAGCUAAGACUGAAGUAAUGGAAUUCGUUGAUUAUUUAAAACGACCUGAACAUUAUAAAUCAUUAGGAGCGAAAGUACCCAGAGGGGCGUUAUUACUUGGACCUCCAGGCUGUGGUAAAACUUUGUUAGCGAAAGCUGUAGCUACCGAAUCUAGUGUACCAUUCCUAUCUAUGAAUGGAUCUGAAUUUAUUGAAAUGAUCGGAGGAUUAGGAGCUGCGCGAGUAAGGGAUUUAUUCAAAGAAGCUAAAAAACGAUCUCCGUGUAUUAUAUAUAUUGACGAAAUUGAUGCAAUAGGUCGUAAAAGAAGUGGUGGUGGUUCAGGUAAUAAUCCUGUGGAUGGAUCCAGUGGCGAAAGUGAACAAACAUUAAAUCAAUUGUUAGUCGAAAUGGAUGGAAUGGUUACUAAAGACGGUGUCAUAAUAUUGGCUUCAACAAAUCGAGCAGAUGUGCUAGACAAAGCAUUACUUCGGCCUGGCAGAUUUGAUCGACACAUUUUAAUUGACUUGCCAACUUUAGAAGAAAGACAAGAAUUAUUCGAAACACAUUUGAAAGGUAUUUCUUUGGAAAUGAAACCAGAGAGUUAUUGUAAAAGAAUGGCGUCAUUGACACCUGGUUUUAGUGGAGCCGAUAUUGCAAAUAUAUGUAAUGAGGCCGCAUUACAUGCAGCUAGAAAUAAACAAAAAAAAGUUACUAGUGCCGAUUUAGAAUAUGCCGUUGAAAGAGUAGUUGGUGGCACUGAGAAAAGAACGCACGCAAUGUCGCCUCAAGAUAGGAAAGUUGUUGCUUAUCAUGAAUCUGGUCACGCUCUAGUGGGAUGGAUGCUGAAACACACAGAUGCUCUAUUAAAAAUCACUAUUGUGCCUCGUACAUCUUUGGCUCUUGGAUUUGCUCAAUAUGCACCUACAGAUCAAAAGUUGUAUACAACUGAACAACUAUUUGAUCGUAUGUGUAUGACAUUAGGAGGCCGAGUAGCUGAAUCAUUAACAUUUAAUAGGAUAACAACAGGAGCUCAAAAUGAUCUUCAAAAAGUAACAAAAAUGGCGUAUGCACAAAUUCGAAAGUAUGGUAUGAAUAAAACAGUUGGUUUAUUGUCAUUUGAUGAAGGUGCACCAGAUGAAAAACAAAGUGGAAGACGGCCGUAUAGUAAAAGAUUGACAGCAGUAAUGGAUGAUGAAGCCAAUAAACUAAUUACUAAAGCAUAUUUAAGAACCGAAGAAGUAUUAAGGAAAAAUAAAGAUAAACUCACACUGUUGGCCGAAGAGUUAUUAAAAAAAGAAACUCUUAAUUAUGCCGAUGUUGAGAAAUUAUUAGGACCCCCACCUCAUGGACAAAAACGCUUAGUUGACUUUGCUGAAUUUGAUUUACCAUUAAAAAGUGAGACCAACAACACUAGCGAAAAGGAUCAAAAUACAAAUGAAAAAAGUGUAAAUGCUGUCCCCAGCAAUAAAUAAAUUUUUAA